AUGCUUUUAAACAGGAUGGCCGACGUGAAAGCCUGCUUCUCCAUGAGUGGGAAUCCACCUCCACCAGAGGUCAUCAAUCACCAGAGGCCUGGGCGCGUAACCAAUCAGCUGCUCUACCUGCAGAAGGUGGUCAUGAAAGCUCAGUGGAAACAUCAGUAUUCGUGGCCUUUUCGCCAGCCUGUCGAUGCGGUCGCUCUGGGUCUUCCUGAUUAUUAUAAAAUCAUUACUUAUCCUAUGGAUCUCAGCACAAUCAAGAGGCGACUGGAGAACAGGUAUUACUGGGAGGCCAGUGAAUGUGUGAAAGACUUUAAGGCCAUGUUCUCCAACUGCUACAUGUACAACAAGCCCGGAGAUGACAUUGUUUUCAUGGCACAAACAUUGGAAAAAGCCUUUUUGCAGAAAUUGUCUCAAAUGCCAAAGGAUGAAGUGAUUGCUACGACAUCUUCACUUGAGCCAGAGAAAGUGAAAAAAAACAACACAGCAGAUGCAGGAAAGCACAAGAGUCGUUUGUCAGAGCUUGUUUUCCAUCAGAUGGUAACAGUUCACCCUCCACAUGUGGCUCAAAUGGACCCAACCAAUCAACAGUCUGCAAAAACACACAGAACUAUAAAAAAAACCUGUAAGAAGAGAGCUGACAUGGCAAUACCCACUACCUCUGUAUGCCCAAACCCUGAGGUAACCCCUGACGAGGAUCCUUCCAAAGCUUGCUUGUUGCUGUCCAGAACAAGCGGCAAGAGACCCAUUAAGCCUCCUAAGAAAGAUUUGGCUGAUUUUGAGCACAAGAGGGUCAAAAUGACAGAACAGCUGAGGUACUGCAGCAAUAUCCUGAAAGAGAUGCUCUCCAAAAGGCACUAUGCGUAUGCCUGGCCCUUCUAUACACCAGUGGAUGCCGAGGCUUUGGGUCUGCACGACUACCAUGAUAUAAUCAAGCAGCCUAUGGACCUGAGCACCAUCAAGAAAAAAAUGGAUCAUCAAGAAUAUUCAGACCCCAAGGAAUUUGCAGCUGAUGUGCGCCUGAUGUUUUCAAACUGCUACAAAUACAACCCGCCAUCGUAUCACGUGGUUCUAAUGGCAAGAAAACUGCAGGUGUGCUUUUCAGACUUUGAAUUUGACUUGGAAAAUCUCAAAACUUCCACACUGAGAGACUUACAGCAGUUUGUGGCUUCUGGUCUGAAAAAGCACAAGAAUAGCAGAAACAUUAAGUUCACCUCCUGGCUUUACUUACCCAGGAGGCAGAGAGGAAAUAUGGAUCGAUCUUUUUCCUUGAUUUUGCUCCACAUAUCACUGACUGCCCGUUGCUCUCUGAUCUUGGAGGCUUCUGCUAACCACAGCCACCGGUCGCCCUCCAGCAGCAGCAGCAGCAGCUCCUCAUCAUUCAGCUCUUACACCAGCAGCUCUAGUAGCUGUAGCUCUAGUGAUGACAGCGACACCGAAUCAGUUCCAGACAUAAAGAAAAGAUCUAAAGAUUCCUGUCAAAAAGUCCACCAACAGAAUCCAGACCAUAAGCUGGUAUCAGCAAAGACCUCCAUCAGAACCGGUCAUCCUCUGCUGCCCCUCAGCUCCAUGGUUCCAGAAAGCUUCUAUGCUCCAAGCCAGUCUGAUUUUUCUACGCUUUUAUCCCCCAUGGCUUCUCCUGAAGAGCUGAGGGACCUGACCGCGGCGAUAUUCCAGGGUCCAGUGCUGUCCCCUCUCACAGGCAGCCCUCUGCUGUUCAAAGAAGAGACGGGGUCUCUUAUAACAGAUUUCAGGAACCUUGAAGAUUUUCCUGACCCUCAGGAGAGCAACAUAGCUGACAGUCAGACUACAUCUACAUAUACUGAGGAGGAGAAAUCUCAGAUCCCUAAGAAGGACAUUAUCCUGAAAAAUGCAGUGUCUUGGGCAAAGUUGGGGAAACAGUCGGUCCCUCCUGCUGCUAUCAAAGCCUCUAAAGAGAGUUUUCAGCUGUUCCGUAAGGCCGCCAUAGAGAAGGAGGAACGGGAGAAGGUGCAGAAGAGGAAACAGUCGGAUAAAACCAUAGAGACGGAGCCCGCUGAAAGGAGCAGCCUCCCAGGCUCCUGUAAAUCAGAUCCACCUGAGCAGAUUAUAGAGAAUCCUGAUUUGCUGGACAGCAUCUGCCCUGUGGCUGGGCUGGACCCCCCCAAACGUAUCGAGCACUUAAUGUCUCCAGCUGAGACAAGGCCCCAAAACCAACAAUCUUCUAAAGAUAAAGAGAGAGAGCUGGCCCGCAAAAAAGAACAGGAACGUCGCAGACGAGAGGCUAUGUCUGGUAUCGACAUGACCAUGCAGCGGGACAUCAUGACUUCAUUUGAACUUAAUCUGGACUGAAGGCAGAG
Messenger RNA from Cyprinodon variegatus (sheepshead minnow), 2333 nucleotides. Its product is annotated as bromodomain testis-specific protein-like. Gene Ontology annotation, cellular component: nucleus; chromatin. The record is from RefSeq and is a predicted model, not a curated record. Bases 1 to 2325 code for a protein of 774 amino acids. The transcript has 16 exons. Gene Ontology annotation, biological process: positive regulation of transcription elongation by RNA polymerase II; chromatin remodeling. Lineage: Eukaryota; Metazoa; Chordata; Actinopteri; Cyprinodontiformes; Cyprinodontidae.